CGCCGAAAGCCCAUCGCCGAAUAGGUAUAAGUGCUGACGAUCACUUACGACACCACGCCAUUUUACCACGUUUUUUAUCUCUAUCAUUUCUGAUUGAGAUGGCCUAGCCCUGCGACACACUGAUCUCGUUGACAUCUAUUAGAAGCACUAUCGCUUGUAAUGUAAAUUUCCGGCGCAUAUUACAGUGUAAGGAGAAUAAGACAAUCAUUGCAUCGCUGCAACUAAGAUGUCAAUUCCACCGUACCUGGCACACAAUGAGGUCCGCCAAGAGUGCUGACUCUAGCCAUUGCGAAAGAAUAGUCCUUUGCACGAAAAAAAAUAUAGUAUUGAUACUUCAAGUCAAUAUCGUGCCAGCGGCGACGGUAUUGUAGAUACUAAUCAACAAUACCUUUAGCCGAGUACAACAAGGCGCAAUGACCUGGGGCAAUUUCAGCCUCUGUACCAGUGGGUCAGACUACAAGGCGGGGCAAAGAAACAAUAAAUCGACCUGUCUGCUUCGACACGCGGCAACUAACUUUCUACAUAUGAGGGCCUAUUCUAAUAGCGUAUAGUACGAGAAUGUUACUAGGUAUCCCAAAGCGCAAACGGCCUGUCAUAUCGUGCGGAGAAUGCCACCGACGUAAGCAAAAGUGCGAUCGACGCCAGCCAUGCGCUCACUGCAUUAAACGCGGCGUGCAAGAUGCUUGCCGCUAUGAACCAGAUGAUGACCGCACCAGCUACGAUAUUCGUCCUCCUACAAGUCGACGCAAAGAUAGUUUGACGCAGCCCUCCACAGCUGCAACACCAACGACACCAACGUCUACUUUAAGCGAAGAGCUUAAACAACUCGGUUAUACCAGCAGCAUAACAGGAACAGCAGGCCUCAUCUCCAACCUAGGCCAGCUCGGCACCAAACAGCAGCAGAAGCUACCUAUCGAUUCCACAGCGACCCCAUAUGUCAGUAUUAUUCGACAGCUCCCAUCGCAAAAGUGCACCAACAUCCUGGUGCAAAGUUUCUUUCAAAACGUCGCAUGGCAAUACGAUAUUGUGGACGAGACUAUAUUCAAUCGCCAGCUCACUCAAUGGAACAGUCUCUCCUAUGCCCAGCUGAGGCUCGCACCGGAUAGUUUACCCGUUAACCUUCAAUCCUUUCCAUCGUUACUUUUUCAAGUGCUAGCACAAGCUCUACUAUUUCAACCUCUGGUAUACGACAAAAGUUUGGAUGGCCUGAAAUACAUACCGAACAUGGAGCUCUCUGACCGAGCAGAGGAUUUUAGCAAUGCUGGCCAAGAACUUGCCGCGUGCUUUCGAAGGCGUGAACUCACGCUCAACAUGGUACAAGCUCAGCUAAUGCGAGCAUGUUUUGAAAAGACUACCGGCGCCGUAGUUGAUGCUUGGCACACGCUCGGCACUGCUAUCCGCAAUGCGCAAGAGCUUGGCCUACACCUAUUAGGGCCAGAAGAAAUGGCUUCGACAACAGUACCGGCAUCAGAGCGAGACUUGGGUCGCAAAUUAUGGCUAAUGCUUCAUAUUUGGGACAAUCAUAUGGCUAUUGUCCUGGGGAGGCCACUGUUUACAAGGAUGAACCCGAACGACGUACCUUCGCCUAUGUCCUGGAGCCAUAGUCCUGCCUCUAGUCCCUCCAUGCCCAAAGUACCCCAACCCCGCGACGUCAUUUUGUGCGGCUAUCACACGGCAUAUAGAUUUUUACAAGACAUCCGUGAUCUGGAGCAAAGAAAAAUCGAGGACUGCCGCGCUCUCAUUCAGGGCAUCCACGAAAAGAUCGCUACCAAUAUCACCAACCUCCCAGCCUGGGCUGCGGCCCAGAGAUCUCGUGAUGGUGAGCCUGCUUGGCUUGCUGCAGCGCUUGAAACCAUGCUUACGAAUGUGCACUUUGUCCUGUUUGCCUUACAUCGACCUUUUGUAUUUAAAGAGCAGAGCAGUCGCGAGAGGGCCUUUUACUCAGCGAUGCAGAUCUUAGAGUCGCAAACUCGCCUCUUCAAUCUGAUGCAGGACCUGCAGUACCAUUCUUUCAAUUUAGUUUUCUCCACAUUCGACGCAAUGGUGCUCAUUGCAGCCCUUCAGAUACGGUUUCCAGACGAAUUUAUCGAACAGCUGCCUGCGACGAAACAAAAUUUGGAGUGGGGAUUGAAUAGGCUGAAUGUUUUACAAGCGAGAAACAACCUCGCCGGUCCAGCUUAUAGCACCAUCGAGCGGUUAUGUCGAAAGUUAUCAGUGGUUGCAUUUCCAACACAGCACAUGAGGCAAGUGGAUGGCACCCCGGCUUCACUGACAAGCACAACAUUGGUAGGGGCUGAGAAUGAGAUGUCGCCGGUCAAUUGGGACGGCUUUACGCAUUUUGCAUUUGGCUCAAUCUCUGCUCCGCCGGUGGAUGAUAUAUUAAUCAAUGACGGGAUACUGGGAGCGUAUCCAGAACACCACCAAGGCGCUUUCAAUAACUUGACCCAACUUCCCCUUGGGUUCUUCGACACUAUGGAGAACGGUAAACCAGGGGAAUAGUGCAUUACGCAAUAGCAAAAACAACACAAUAAACAUGGACAGCCGCUAUGCUUUCUCUCUUUAAUAGACCAUCUGUCCGUCAUUCUUCACAAUUCUCAACCAAUAGAGAAAAGUAUGUAAAUAAUACACAGCGUGAGACACCUUCUAUUUAUGGUGGGGUUGAAGAUCUACAGACUUGGGACGAACGAUGCUAAUUCGAGGCUCAGGCCCGAAUUUGGAAGGUAACAACCAGCGCUAGCUGAUGCUGACCAAGUCAAGCAGCUCCAGGAGAAGCGCUGCUGGCUACGCUUCGUAUAUGAAAUGACAAUCAAGAAAUAUUUUGAAAAGUUUUCGUUGGAAAGAUGAAUUAAAAGUAUACAGUCUAGUAAUUAUAUCAUACAAUAAAAGAAUUAGCAUC
Molecule: messenger RNA, 2896 nt
Organism: [Torrubiella] hemipterigena
Lineage: Eukaryota; Fungi; Ascomycota; Sordariomycetes; Hypocreales; Clavicipitaceae
Source: the annotation of a GenBank genome assembly